Amorphotheca resinae ATCC 22711 is the source of this 1734-nucleotide messenger RNA. RefSeq lists its product as hypothetical. NCBI's taxonomy places the organism in Eukaryota, Fungi, Ascomycota, Leotiomycetes, Helotiales, Amorphothecaceae. The transcript has a single exon. Bases 143 to 1294 code for a protein of 383 amino acids. The record is from RefSeq and is a predicted model, not a curated record.
CCAUCGUUGAGCUCCGAAUUGCCUUUUGAAACUUCUAUUCGACGUCUUCUGUUUGUUCGCGCGGCCCGUACAACGACAACCAUGUGUUGAGUUGCAGUUAUUUCACCGCCAUUCUUUUACCCGUUGCGCCUGCGCUGUCGAGAUGAAGACCUCUCGGCCAAGUUUGCUUCUCUUUUUACUCGGUGUUCCGCUUCUUGUGGCGGGCCAGCGAGAAAUUCUACCUGCCGUGACACCCACGCCUCAAGUGCCUGCUGGAUCUCUAGAUUCGCUGGAAGGCAAAGACACAGAUAUACAAGGCCUUCUCGCUCUGCAGAGUUCUGCAGCAGACUCCCCUUCGAAUGAAAUUCUCCAACCCUCGCCAUUGCAAACGCAUAUACCCCUUUCAGCAACCACAGCAUCACCUCUGGCCCCAGGUCCCUCCACCACUCCCACCAGUUCGGCUCUCACAUCCAUAACUAACGCAGGCGCUCCGACAAGCGGGAUACCUUCUUCGGGCGCUCCCACGAAUCUGGAAAUCUCUUCUUCGAGCCCAACUCUGACCCCUACUUCUAUAUCGACUCACAUUAUCACCGCGAGGCAUAUGUCGAAACAUCAUCGGGACGUGGUAAUCAUUCUAUCCGUGGUUCUGGGCGUCUUUGGUCUCCUCCUGAUUGGGGCCGCAAUCUUCCUCGCAUGCCGUUACUGCCAAGGCAAAGCACCCUUCAAUAACCGUGGCGCAACUCCUAUAAAUGAUGAGGAGAUUCAGUCAUGGCGCGGUACCAGUAUGGAGCCAAAACAACACCAAAACGCGGAUCCUCAGCCCCAGGUCUACCCUCCCCUCGAGAUGAGUAUGGGCUCGAUCGCAUUAGGACAAUCUCCAGGGCAUCCUACACGCCCAACGGCGCCAUCCUCCGCACAUCAUCAUUCUUCAUCAUCUGUGGCUAAAGCACCAAACGCUAGGGCUGGUCUGACAGAUGAGACUAUCCCCGGUGCCGCCCCCUUUAUCCCCCCGGCCGUAAAACGGCAAAAUUCGCUCCUGUCGAAGACCCCUCUGGGUCAUGUGAGAACAAAGAGUAGGAGUAGCACAAGUGCGAAGAAUCUGUCGAGACAAAGUGAUGAGCCUGAAAGGAUACACCCUUGGUACGAUCCUGACCUCGACUCAGUUGGGAAGGAGGUGAGGGACACGGAUCACACUAGCAGCUCCCCUGGAACGUCGAUAUUCGAUGGGCUCACCGCUGGAGGUCUCUCACCACGACCUAGAUCACAAGCAAGGCGAUUGGAGAAGGAGGAUGAGGUUGGCAGAGCCAUUGCAUAGUUUUAAGUGGAAUCUUCCGCUGGACGAGGAUUCUGCUGAGUCCUAUCGGAGAUGCAGAGUCAGCAUUAACAUGACAUGUCUUUUUUCCUUACAUGCAGCUUUUCUUCAUGCAUACGACUAGGGAAGGCGUACAUGGCAGGUCUGGUCCAAAUAAUGGACCCCGUAUACCCGUGACGAUCGUGGAUCAUUGAACUUGUAGUUUUGCGGAAAUAUGAACCAGAUUAGCUACCCAGCUCAGUUCUUUUCGACCUUGAUGAAAAAAUGUGGCAACAUUUAUAUUGAGAAGCAACCCUCACGGUUCGAGUCUGUCUCUUUUAUUUUAUAAGUAAAUUACCUCUUUCAUACAACCGCCCUGAACUCGCACAUGUUCUAAGUGUGUAUCACGUGCACACCAACACGUCGCGUUAAACGCCUAUCAAUUGGACGCGAAUUUGACCGCC